Purpureocillium lilacinum is the source of this 1398-nucleotide messenger RNA. RefSeq lists its product as uncharacterized. The record is from RefSeq and is a predicted model, not a curated record. Lineage: Eukaryota; Fungi; Ascomycota; Sordariomycetes; Hypocreales; Ophiocordycipitaceae.
AUGUGUCGAAAGAUCGAAUCCUUCGUCGAGGCGAUGUUCGCCAAACCGGCGACCUUGCUCACUCCACUGAUUAUCGGCGGAUUCAAUGUACUGUAUCCCAUGCGCAUUGACGGUCUGCCUGCCAAUGUUCUCAUCCGCUUGCCCUGUCCCAACCAAGCAGUGUUUCCGGAGGAAAAGACCCUUGUGGAGGCCGCGACAGCGUCAUGCAUCAGGCAAUGCACCCGACUCCCGAUUCCUAAACAUUUCAGCUACGGCAUUGACCCCGCCAUCGGGCCAUUCGUUAUCAUCCAGGAUCUCGGGUCGCGACGGGUCAUGGGUCAGGUUCUGGAGGCCCCCAGGGAUGACCCCAACGACACUCCUGUCCUGCGACCCGACAUCUCUGAGGGCGAGUUGAUGGUGCAUUACGCUAAAAUGGCACGAUGUCUGAUUCAUCUUGCAGAAGCGGAAUUUCCACGCAUUGGGAGCCUCGUCGAAACAAGCCCGGGCUGUUUUGAGGUGAUGCAGCGACCUAUGACCCUAAACAUGAACAACAUGGUUCAACUUUCCAACAUCCCAAAGUCAAUCUUCCCCGCCAAGGGCACCACAUACCAGACAGCAGAUGAAUGGUACACCGUGUUGGCUGAAAUGCAGAUUGCAACUCUUCUGUUCCAGCACAAUGAUAUGAUGUCAUCAGAGGAUGACUGCAGGACAAAAUACGUCGCUCGUCAACUAUUUCGAAGGCUAGCCAAGGAAGGCCGACUGUCAACGUUUGGGUUUGCCGAGGAUGACUGGUCGGCGAACCGCAGAGAGGCUGGUGGUACUUUGCCGGCUCCGAACUGUGCGGGCGCAUUCCGCCUGUGGUCUGAUGACUUCAGGCCAGCCAAUAUCGUUGUUGACGAGGAUGACCAAGUGCUGGGUGCCAUUGACUGGGAAUUCGCUUAUGUCGGGCCAACACAGUUUAUUCUCGACCCACCAUGGUGGUUGCUACUAGAUGUCCCGGAGAUGUGGGAUGAUGGCAUUGACGAUUGGACAAGCAUCUACGAAAAGAGACUGGAGACCUGGCUGUCAGCCAUGGAGGAGACAGAGAAGGAGGCCGACUUUGGUGCUUUGACACUCUCAUCGUACAUGCGAGAGAGCUGGACGACGGGCCGUUUCUGGUUGAACUAUGCUGCCCGAAAGAGCUGGGCCUUUGAUACCAUCUACUGGAAAUACCUGGACCAGAGAUUUUUUGGCGAGCGAAGAGCAGACAUUUCCACAGAUCAACUGUGGAAGACGAGAGUCCAACUUCUGAACAAAGAGGAGCGGGCAGCGAUGGAGCCUCUGGUUAAAACGAAGAUGGAUGAGUCGAAGGACCGGGUCCUGGUCCAGUGGGACGCCACGGAGGCGAGAAAGCGAUUAUCUUCCUACAUUUUCGACUAA